Molecule: messenger RNA, 989 nt
Organism: Camellia sinensis
Lineage: Eukaryota; Viridiplantae; Streptophyta; Magnoliopsida; Ericales; Theaceae
Product: HIT-type Zinc finger family protein
Biological process (GO): snoRNA localization; maturation of LSU-rRNA from tricistronic rRNA transcript (SSU-rRNA, 5.8S rRNA, LSU-rRNA); box C/D snoRNP assembly
Cellular component (GO): pre-snoRNP complex; nucleus
Source: RefSeq, a predicted model, not a curated record
UCACACGGGCCAAUCACUUCAGCUUGUUUGGACUUCGGGAAAGUGAAGGAAACUAGAAAGAAAUAAACCUGUUUCGCGCUUAGACGCUCGCGCGCGCUGACUGUGUGUUGCGUGUAGAUCAAUCGACCGCCUUGCCCUAGUACAGACGGCGGAGCUAUCAUCGUCUAGGAAGAAGAGAUUACAGAGAGAGAAUGGGACCAAGGAAGUGUCAAGUGUGCGACGAAGCACAAUCCAAAUACAAGUGCCCCACCUGUCUCAUACCCUAUUGUUCUGUGGUCUGUUUCAAGAAGCAUAAAGAAGUUCCAUGCGUUAAGCCAGAAUCAUCUUCUGAAGCAAAAUUGACUUCACCUUCAGGUCCAAUAUUGCAUGUUGAAAGAUCAUACCAUGUUGAUGAACCAAGUGUGGUGCUCCAACAAUUGCAAUUAGAGUCUAUAGCUUCUUCUAGUGAGAUCCGUGAUGCUUUAAAGGAUAAGGAGCUUCAAAAACUUAUCUACAGCAUAGAUUGUUCUGCAGAUGCUGAGAAUGAACUCAAUAAAGCAAUGGAAGUUGAGGCAUUCCGCAUGUUUUCUGACAAGAUUUUAUCAACCAUUAGUCCACAACAAUGAGCAGUUGUAUCUAGAUGAAGAUAUCGCAAGAACCUUGAUUUCUUAUCAAAGAAGCAGUUCGUAAAGCUAGGGCUUUUGUCACCUUUUUUACACUAAAUCUUGGCUGUUCCAAUCUCGAUUGAGAGGUAUAGCCCUUCACCUUAGAUUUUGAUCAGAAAUUUAUCUCAUUAAUACUUGAUGAAAGAAGAGCCAAAUUGUGUAUAGAUGCAUGCAGUGGGAAUCUUGUUAGAUCUUACCUGCUUUGAAAUUAUCCAGUGGCUACAUAAUUUUUGAUGUAUUAUUUUUGACGUUUGGUGAACUUUACAUGUGAAAAUGUUUUAGAAUUCUCUAGUUAGCCACAUAAUGAAGAGAAAAGGACAAUCUUACCUACUCUAAUUCUUUGCA